AUGUGGACGAAGCUAAAAGAGAAACAAACCAACAGGAGUCAUACCAUGACUUUCCAAGAAUGGAUGAUGGCAAACCUGAUGAAUGAGGACAAGGGUGUGGAAUUUGGGAUCGUUUGCUGGCACCUCUGGAAGCAACGAUGCGAGGAAACUAUGGAAGGAAAAGCCUUCAACGCCCAAGGCCUCCUGUGCAGAAUUAAGGCAUGGUUCAACAUCUAUGAACAUGCCCAACAGAGUGUUAGAAACAUCACCAAAGCUCAAGAUGUACAUAAACAUCAAGAGCAAAUUUCUUGGAGACCUCCCCCUGAAGGCUGGAUACAAGUACAAUCCGACGGAUCUGUGCUCACUCCAACAGGAAAAGCGGCAGCAGGAGGACUAAUCCGGGAUCACCAAGGGAAGUGUCACGCUGCGUUUGUCUGCAACUUUGGUGUAUGCUCCAUCACCAGUGCUGAACUGAAAGGAGCUGCCGAGGGACUCAGAUUGGCGUAUAACAAGGGAUACAAGAAAGUCCAGCUGAAUCUGGACUCCUCCACAGCGGUUGCCAUUAUCAAAAACCACAAAGACGAGAACCACCGCCACGGCAUCUUUGCAAACCAGUUUAACUUUCUUCUGAACCUGGACUGGGAUGUUAAAGUCGAGCAUGUCUAUAGGGAAGCAAAUUUUGCGGCUGACUUUUUAGCCAAUAGGGGUCAUCUUUAUGAUUUUGGCACACAUUCCUUCGAUGUGUGCGACCCGGGACUCAAUUAUUGGAUGUACCAUGAUAUUGUGGGAGUUACCCACGAUCGUUUUAUUCCAUCAAUGAAUUAG
This is a messenger RNA of Linum tenue, 804 nucleotides long. The record is from the annotation of a GenBank genome assembly. NCBI's taxonomy places the organism in Eukaryota, Viridiplantae, Streptophyta, Magnoliopsida, Malpighiales, Linaceae.